CCACAGACAUCCUAGAUUCAAGGAUGACGACAACCAGGGUCAUGGUAUAUAUGGGAUGCAUGUUUGUAGUAUUCAUCAUUUCUUUGAGCCCUGGGCAAGCAUUUUUCUUGCCAUCCUGCCGACCGCCUGAGGCUGCAACUUCAGCUCCAGGGAUACUAGCGGACACGAUGAGCGGCAAUGUGUGUCUACCUCUGCGACAGCCGCAACCGAGAUGCAAUCGAUUAAACAGGCUCUUCAUGGGCCGUCGCGCAGCUAAGAACGCCGCUCGUAAAGGGAAAUCGGACGCUCUGAAAACGAAGGUCUAUGCCACGUACGGAAAGAAACUGGUGAUGGCCGUGAAAGCAGGAGGGCCCGACCCGGAGGUGAACCGGGCGUUGGCAGUCAUGAUCCGGGAGGCCAAGGCCCAGGGCGUGCCCAGCGACAACGUCCAGCGCGCCAUCCAGCGAGGGAGCAACGCCAAUGAAGCGGAUUAUAAAGAGGCGGUGUACGAGGCGUACGGGUACGGGGGCGCGGGCCUGAUCAUCAACUGCUUGACAGAUAACACGAACCGGGCUAAGACUGAGAUCAGCAACGUCAUCAAGAAGACCGACGUAAAACUGGCGACGUCAGGAUCGGUGGCCUUCAAUUUCGACAGAAAGGGUCGCAUCGAUUUGGCGGGGAUUGUGGAGGAAGACGCCGUCUUGGAGGCGGCGCUGGAGGCCGACGUGGAGGACGUGGACACGCGCGUGAACGAGGAGGAGGGCGUCACGAGCGUGCUGGUGGACCCGGCCAGUGUGAGUAGCCUGAGGGAGGUCUUCCUGGGGAAGGGGAGGGAGAUCAAGGCCUCGUUGAUGGUGAACGUGCCCAAGCUCCUGAUGGACUGUUCGGACGAGGACUUCGAGGGGAACAUGAGCGUGAUCGAGGCGCUGGAAGAGCUGGAUGAUGUGGACAGUGUCGAGCACAACGUGGCCAUGGACGAGGGAGAAGAAGGCGCAUGAGAUAUCUUCCGCGCAUGCCCCAGGCAGGGGUCGUGGUGGAUGGGCGGGGGAGUGACAAGGUCUGUCUGUCAGGAUCGACGCGCGCGGUGGGAGGCGCUUUGGCUUCGCAUACUAGUCGAGGAUGCAUUACGAAACAAAAACAAAGCAUGCAGGAUUUA
Nannochloropsis gaditana CCMP526 is the source of this 1135-nucleotide messenger RNA. RefSeq lists its product as uncharacterized. The transcript is spliced from 2 exons. The coding region runs from base 24 to 977 and encodes 317 amino acids. The record is from RefSeq and is a predicted model, not a curated record.